CGGCGGCGGCGCAGCGGUAGCGAGCAUGUGCUACGCAGCCCAGUAACCAGGGACGACCGCGGCUACCGAGCCCCGGCGGCUGCGGCGCCCAGCCCCGCGCAACUCCCCGCCGUGGCCGCCUGUACCGCUAAGGCCUGGCCCUCACCGGGUCCCCGAGGCCCCUUGAACCGUCAGCCGAGGUCGCGCAGCGCGCCGGAGCCCCGCGCACGGGACGCGCGGGCACGGCCAGACAAAGGCGCGGCUCCGGCCCGGCCCAGCCCGGCCUGCCGGCCUCCGCGCACCCCGGCCCGACCCAACCGCUCCCGCUGGGCGCCCGGAGCGGGUCCGGCCCGGGGAGCGGGGGCCGCGGCCGCCGAGCAUGGGGAAAUCCAACAGCAAGUUGAAGCCUGAAGUUGUGGAGGAGCUGACCAGAAAAACCUACUUCACUGAGAAGGAAGUACAGCAGUGGUACAAGGGCUUCAUUAAGGACUGCCCCAGCGGGCAGCUGGACGCCGCCGGCUUUCAGAAGAUCUACAAGCAGUUCUUCCCAUUCGGAGACCCCACCAAGUUCGCCACGUUUGUUUUCAACGUCUUUGACGAGAACAAGGAUGGCAGGAUUGAGUUCUCCGAGUUCAUCCAGGCACUAUCGGUGACCUCAAGAGGGACCCUGGAUGAGAAGCUGCGGUGGGCCUUCAAGCUUUACGACUUGGAUAACGAUGGCUACAUCACCAGAAAUGAGAUGCUGGACAUAGUGGAUGCCAUUUACCAGAUGGUGGGGAACACUGUGGAGCUCCCAGAAGAAGAGAACACACCGGAGAAGAGGGUGGACCGGAUCUUCGCCAUGAUGGAUAAGAACGCUGAUGGGAAGCUGACUCUUCAGGAGUUCCAGGAGGGCUCCAAGGCCGACCCCUCCAUCGUGCAGGCGCUGUCCCUCUACGAUGGGCUGGUAUAGUCCAGGCCCAGAGCUGUGAUGUGUGAGAACCACUAGCCUCUUCCUGUGCCAUGAGGCCACCGCAGCCUGACACCGCCCCUGUGCCCACCCAGCCUUCCUCAACUCCACAAAGCCGGCCGCCCUUGAGCCAGGCCCUGGUUCCUUUUCCCUCCGCCCUGCAUCCACCUGCCGCCUGAAGCCACUGGUUCCAAUCGUCAACCUCCGCUUGUCCAAAACAACGACAAAGUGAAAUGGAAAGGCUCCAGCCCUCUGCAAAGCUGAGCGCCUGGCUGUCCCCCUCGGCAGCCACCCCGUUCUUCCCGCUGUCCGGCCUGUGUGCUUUCUUUUUUAUUUCAAACGGACAUUGUAAAAGAAAACAAACUACCUUCUGUUCUAAAAGAUACUGACCAUUGGGAGAAGGCUUCUGAGUCUCAGAGAACUCAGUCUCUGCCUGGUCCCCUGCAGUGGUGGCCAGGGGCAGUGAGGCCACUGGCAGACAAGAGUGUUAGUGAAAGUGACUCAUGUGAUAACAGUGUUGUGCAUUUUGUGGGGAAACUGAGGUUUUUUUUUAUACUCAUAUAUAAUCGAUACCUUUUAUUUAUUGGUUGUUAACUAUUGCUGCUACCUUGUGUGUCUGAAACUCCCAGGAUGCUGGGCCUCCGUUUACAUGUGCACACCCUCACCCACCUGCCCACCUCAUUUGAGAGGAUGGUGGCCUGCAGCGGCCAAGAAGCCAAAAAUAUCUCUCUCUCUCUCUCUCUCUCUCUCUCUCUCUCUCUCUCUCUCUCUCUCUCUUUCCCAGAUACUGUGCUCCAUUUUUGGAGAGGGAAAGGUGGGCAUUCCUAAAUGGCUAAUGUACUGUUCCCCCAGCUUCUGCCCUGGAAUCCCCACUGCUCUACUCUGCUCUCAUUGGAACCAUAACACUUUUUUCCUACUUUUGCUUUGAUAGUCACAACAGAGAGAAAAUGGAGCCUUGUUCUGGGUGUGGGGCUGGGGAGGAUUUGGGGCACACAGUAGAGAGAGUACAAAGUGGGCUUCUCUGCACACUGCUGGCCUCUGACUCCUUGAUGCUAAGGGGCUGGGUAUAACAUAUGAAUUCUUCUGCUCUCCUGCCCCUGUCUGCCUUUUGCCGCUUCCUAUUCAGGAGUCUGAGAAAGAAGGGGUAGGAGAACAGGACGAGGCCGUGCUGCUGAGGAGCCAAGCCAGAGAAUAUGGCUCUAUAUUUGUCACCAGGAGCAGUGGGCAACCAUGGACUAGAAGCAAAGAACCCAAGGCUGGGCUUCUCUGGGACUUUGUAGUCUUUCCCUUCUUGGUCAUCAAGGCUGUGAAGCCUGGUGGUUGGUCUUAUGGAAACUGUGUGAUUCUCAGCCCAGAGCUAGGGUUCCUGUGUUUGUGACACUGUUCUAUGGCUAUGUUUUCUAGACUCUGGAGAGCACAGGAUCAUAUAAAUGACAGUAUAACCCCCAUAUAGUCUCUGGGUACAGCCUCAGCUGCUGGCGUGUAUGGUCUGGCCUAAAGGCUGACUUCGUCUGAUGACACCCCCGUUAGCCCCUCUUUAGGAUUCUUUUGAGCUCCUUCGGGCUCAUCCUCACCCUGGGGAGCUUUCCCUGGGGAGCCUCCCAGCUGCAGAGGCAGACCUGAGCCCUCAGUCCUUGCUUCUAGUUUGUGUAGCCUUUCUGCCCACCAUUGAGAGGGGGAAGGCCGCCCCCCAAUUUUUCUUCUGCUCUGAUUUUCCUGUAAUCUACACCUUCCUUCUGGGAGACCAAAACCUUCCUUGGUAAUGUCCUGUGGGUAAGCAGCUGUCAGCUGGAGGAUUGCUGUCCUCCAUCAAGAGGUGGCUUUGCCCUGCCUGUCCAUCCCUGUGGGUGGAAUGCUUAGCCAGUCUGUGUACACACUCUCUUCAUGGGUAGACCCUUUCCUCAUGCUGUGCUCAUGCCAGCCCACCAGAUCUCACAGGGCUCCAGUUACACAGGCAAUUUUCUUUGAGGCCUCUUUGGGUUAUCUUCCUGAUUGGUCCCUGACAGGGUCUCUAGGACAGAGAGUGGAUGUGGUGACAAGGGUUGAGAGGAUGAGAGUGGACCUCUCUCUGAUCUCUGGGGCCUCGGUUGUCCUCUCUGUCAGUGACAUGUUUGGUGGCCUCAAGACCCAAGUGAUUCCUAGCUGAGGACUGUCAAAGGUUAAGCAUGGGGCCCUCAGCUCAGGCGUUCACUGAUGUCUGUGGAUCCAGGCUUCUCUCAGCAUCUCAGCUUUUCAGUUUGUAGCCUCCGGUGUGACAUUUUGGUCUUCACAGUUUAUGUCCUUGGGCCUUGGACACUGAAACAGCCCUGGGCUGCCUUUUCCUGGCAGGGUGUCGCACACUAUUUUGUUCAAGGACGCGUGCUGACUGACGUCUGUCUCUCUUUCACCAGCAGUUAGCUGAGGCACACAGCACGCCCAGAAUCUGAGGCCAAGCCUCUUUUGUGCAGCCCGAGGGCCUCUCAAAUUCAUUUCCACAGAGGCCCCACCCCAUCUGUUGCUGCUUUCUUUAGGGGUGUGGUCCAGCCGAUGAGGCCAGGCCUGGGCCCUCGGCAGACUCUCCUUUCUAGGGCCAGGAAUGCUGUGACCACCUCUUCCCAGCAUCGGCUGCCCACUUUGUGUCGAUGGCGACUUAGGAGCAUAUCACGACUUUUCAGUAUCUAGCCAGGUUUAAAAUAACAGGCAAAUGUAUGCAUUGACGUCUCUCUCUUUAAAUGCUCUACAGUUUGAUAGUUGAUUUCCUAGGAAGGUGCGUUUGCACCUUGGGGGACAUUGUCUCUUCUAGGGGAUGGUGGAGUGUGCGGUGCCUGGGAUCUCUGGCAUCUCUCCUGAGAAAGCCCCCACUGCUGACCAAGCAGAAAGCCUCCAAGAUUCUUCCCAGUGUGUUUCUGCAUUUACAUGAUCCAAGGAUGCAUGGGGAUGCCCCCUGGUGGUGAUGAGCCACAGUGGCACCUGGGGAUGCAGUGGUCCAGCCAGUGGUGAGGCUAGAGUGGGAAGGCCAAGGUGGGGGCUGUGGUUUCAGAGGUCCUGGGCCCCCGGCCCCACAUAUCUGGCAGCAUGUCUCCCACCCACCCCUCUGCUAGGUCAUCUGGGACUGGCAAGGUAGUUGGCAUAAGGGCACAGUGGGAAGCUUUGCCCUCCCGACUUUAAUUUUUUUAAAAAAAAUAUCUGCAGAAUAAAUCCAAUGGUUAAUUUUUGAAUGAAUAAAAGGCUUUUGUUGAAUAAACA
This is a messenger RNA of Arvicanthis niloticus (Nile rat), 4153 nucleotides long. It is a transcript of the gene Ncs1, whose product is annotated as neuronal calcium sensor 1. Lineage: Eukaryota; Metazoa; Chordata; Mammalia; Rodentia; Muridae. The record is from RefSeq and is a predicted model, not a curated record. Gene Ontology annotation, molecular function: calcium sensitive guanylate cyclase activator activity; calcium ion binding.